GCGUCUUCCCCUCUUGAACCCUCUUUUUUACCCCGCCCUUAUUGCCCGGAGCUUUGCUCAACAACAUUGGGUGAUGUCGUCUUUUUUUACCGUUCCGGCCUCGCAGCGGAAGCGAAAGAGAGAAGACCGCGCCGGAGCCCCCGCGACGAAAAAAAGAGGAGUCGAUUCAGACGGAGGCGCGAAGGCGAGGGGUGGCAGCAAGAAGAAGGAUAGAGAUCAAUCGGACUCAGGGAGCGAUAUUGAUGAAGAUGAGCUGAGCGCUGCCUCUGGACUUUCGGAUGACGAGAGUGGCUCAGAAUCCGACGAUGGAGAAACGGCCGCAGACCGGAGAUUGAAGCUUGCGGAGAGAUACUUGGAAAAUGUCCGGGAUGAGGUGGAUGACUUUGGCUUCGAUGCCGCCGAGAUUGAUCGAGACUUGAUCGCCGAGAGACUAAAAGAGGAUGUGGACGAAUUCAAAGGACGCACUUAUCGCCACAUUGCUUCCGAAUUGGCUUUCUCGACGGCUCCUCAUACCUUUUUCCGGGCAGACACACAAACGACUACGUCAAUUGCGGUCCAUGCGCCCUACGUUUACACAGUGUCGAAGGACAGGACCUUGAUCAAAUGGGAGCUCGCUACACCCGGUUCCACAACCCCUACAACAAAUGGAGAGACAUCCAAGCGCCCCCCGCGGCCACAACGGAGGAAGCCGAAGCAAGUGAGAUUCGUGAGGGGUAUGAGAAAGGUCGCCGAGACUGGCGAGGAACACGGCCAUACCAAGAAUAUCUUGUCUGUUGCCGUGUCGCCGUCCGGCAAGUUUGUGGUGACGGGAGGAGAGGACCACAAACUUAUCAUCUGGGAUACGGAAACUUUGACCCCCUUGAAAACAUUCACUCAACAUCGUGACGCUGUUUGUGGCCUUGCCUUUGCUCGCCAGAUCUCCACCAUGAGUUCCGGAGAGCAGCUAUUCUCUGGUUCGUAUGAUCGGACGAUCAAAACCUGGUCUCUCAGCACUUCCGGCCAUGCUUAUGUUGAGACGCUAUUCGGACAUCAGGACCAUGUACCGGCGGUUGCUGCCAUGGCUCUUGACGAGUGUGUCAGUGCGGGAGCGCGCGAUCGCACGGCCAGAUUAUGGAAGGUUGUGGAGGAGUCACAGUUGAUCUUCCGUGGUGGCUCUAAGAGCGCUUCUUACCAAGAAAACAACAUCGACUGCAUCGCACCUUUACCUCCCAACCACUUCAUCACUGGAUCGGACUCGGGGGCUCUCUCUCUGUGGUCCGUUCACAAGAAAAAGCCUGUAUAUACCAUUCAACUCGCGCACGGCCUCGACCCUCUACCUCCACUCGACGAACUCUCCUCCGAGGUCGACCAGACCGUCGCGGCCGCCAACUCACGCCACCUCCGCCGCACACCGCGCUGGAUCACUGCCCUGGCUACUGUUCCUGGAACGGAUAUUGUGCUCAGCGGCAGCUGGGAUGGCUUCAUCCGGGCAUGGAAGAUCUCGGAGGAUAAGAAGGCGAUCAUCCCACUGGGACCUGUUGGAGGAGGUUCCACCAUCCCGCUUACCCCCGAUACCCCAUCGGCCCAACUGAAGCAAACCCUCGAAUUCGAUACGCCAACGAGCCCGGAUCGCAUGGCUGUCGACGGGGCUCCCGACGGCACCAGCGAAGACGCCGAACCCGUCGUCAAGGGCGUCAUUAACGGCAUUGCCGUCUUCGAGCGUCGCGCAGAUACCGCCAAACCCAACCAGAUCCCAUCAGAAUCCAAACCCAAAUCCAAAUCCCAACCCUCCGGCCCCGAACCACGUGGUCUAUGCAUCGUAGCCGCCGUGGGCAAAGAACACCGCACGGGUCGCUUCAAAUGCUUCGCCAACAACUUCCACGAGGGAACCUCAUCCGACGGCCGAAACGGCGCCGUUGUCUUUGAGGUGCCAUACAUCUCCGAUAAGCCCAACUGAUUUCCCGAAUCCCCCGCGGCGCUGGCGGUACGAAAUGUUGUUAAAUGGCGUCUUGUAUCGAUAUCCAUCCAUCCAUCCAUCCAUCCAUCUAUCUAUCUAUCUAUCUAUCUAUCAUGCAUGUAUCUUAUUCCCGGGCCGGUGCGGCGGUCUUUGCAUCCUGCUUCUUUUUAUUGUGAAAAAGUUCGCCCCUCGCCGCCCCCUUAGAAGGUUUGUUUCUUUUUUUUUUCAUCUUCCUUCCAUCCUUGAUGCCGUGGUUCAGCCGGUUUAGUAUAUACUUUCUACCUACGAGAUUUUGAAUGGAUGUCCCAAUUGAGC
Molecule: messenger RNA, 2251 nt
Organism: Aspergillus heteromorphus CBS 117.55
Lineage: Eukaryota; Fungi; Ascomycota; Eurotiomycetes; Eurotiales; Aspergillaceae
Product: ribosomal RNA-processing protein RRP9
Exons: 2
Coding region: 74-1936 (620 amino acids)
Cellular component (GO): small-subunit processome
Molecular function (GO): protein binding; snoRNA binding
Source: RefSeq, a predicted model, not a curated record